Messenger RNA from Moneuplotes crassus, 1490 nucleotides. Lineage: Eukaryota; Ciliophora; Spirotrichea; Euplotida; Euplotidae. The record is from the annotation of a GenBank genome assembly.
GGGAACUCUCAAUAUAAUAAAAUGGAGAUCUCUGAUAAGGAAAAGAUCACAGUAGAUAAUCUUCUAGAGAAUGUAUCCAAGAGGUUUCAGGUCUUUUCUACCAUCGUACAUGCUAUUGGCUUCUGAAUGGGAGGUUUCUUGUCCUUUGCACUUCCACUUGUAGAACUCUUCCCCCAAUUUCAGUGAUAUGACGCAACAACAGGAGGAUACACUAACUGAUCUAGACAGGAAGCCUGCGAUAGCCACAACUGGGCCAUUAAUUGGGAAGAAGAACGAAGCAUUAAGAACUGGAUCUCAGAUAUGAAUAUCUAUUGUAUUGAAAAAUGGAAGAUAGGCCUCUUCGGAAGCAUGUACUACUUCGGAUACCUCCUCGGCUCGAUAGUGUUUGUCAAUGUCUCAGAUAUGUACGGGAGAAAAAUCUGAACGAGAGUUAGCUACAUUGGCCACACUAUAGCCUUCUUCUUCAUUAUCUUUAUCUCCAACCUAUAUACCAGAUAUGCUUGUAUAUUUCUAUGAGGGUUUGUCGGUUCAGUGAGAUGAAGUGUUAGCUACACAACAGGAUGCGAAUUCUUACAAAAGAGGUACCAAAUAUGGUCAAGCACAGUAACACAGAUGAUUAACGCAUGAGUUCCAAUGUUUUUAGCCAUUUAUUUUUGGAAAAUCACUGACUAUUGGAUAUAUUUCUUCCUCUUUACUUUGACAAUCUGAGUUCUGAACUGUAUAAAUACCUUCUUCAUCCCUGAAAGUCCGAGAUGGCUUUUUAGUCAAAAGAGAGACCAAGAAGCGAUUGGUGUUCUUAAUAGUAUUUCAAAAAGCAAAGAUAGAGACAAGAUACCUCUUCAUAAUGAUCUUAGAUUAGAAGAGAACUCAAAUAACUCACAGGAAGAUUGUAUGGAAAUUAUAGAGAAAGGACCCUCCCCUCUGACGCUUCUGUGGAAGAACCGCAAAGAUAGGUACCAUCUCAUCAUAAUAGCUUCAUUCUGGUUUGUAGCAUGAAUAAUGAACUACCUGAUGAACUUCUACAUUAAGUAUGUGCCAAUUGAGAGGAUCUUUCUCAUGAUUCUACUUGCAGCUGUUGCUGAGUUCAUUUCCAAAACUCUGAACGGAAUCUUAAUCAGUAAGAUGGGUUUCACCCAUGCCACUCAGUUCUUUCAAUGAGUAUGUAUAAUCAGUGCAGUGAUCUACAUUAUCUUCUUCCAGCGUUCUGAGUUUAUCAUUAUAGUCAUAUUUGUGCUAAAAUUAUCUGCGAGUGCAAACUUUGCAUCGAUGUACUUCGCCUGUCCAACUCUGUUCGAGAGCAAGAUAGCAGUGACUGCUUACAAUCUCUGAAACAUCUCAGGUAAAAUUGGUGCAGUAAUUGCCCCUCUCCUUGCAGAGAUUCCAGGAAGGUGGCCAAUGAUAAUCUUCUUAGGAUGCUCAGUGAUUUCUUUCUUAUUGAUUUGAGGUAUAAAAGCAUAAAGAGAAUAUGGUUGUUUUAUUUAAAACAUAAU